GGGUCUCGCGGGGAAAUCACAAAGACACGGGGUUACCUGAUAUUCAUGGAAACACUCUGAGUGCACACAAACCUCCUUCAGGAGCUGCAUGUGUCGCGCUCGUUCUGGGACAGGCUGCAGUGGCUUGCUUUCUUUCUUUCGGACCUGUCAGAGAUCAUGGAUUGGGGUUCAGAUCUUUGGGUUAAACUGGUUUAGGCACCACUGGUGUCUGAUCAUCUCUGAACAGCAGUAAAGACCAGACAAACUAUUUCUGCUCUCCAUUGCUUUGGAAUGAUUUCUGGACCAACAGGAAGUAGAUCAGACCAGCAUGACGUGAUCGAUAGACACACUCAGAGCGGACUGGAUCUGCUGGAGCGAUACGUGAAGUUUGUCAAAGAGAGAGCCGAGAUCGAGCAGAAUUACGCCAAACAGCUCAGGACUUUGUCUAAGAAAUAUUCCAGACGAGGCGUCAAAGAAGAUCAGGACACAAAGCCGAGCAAUCAGCAGGCGUUUCAGGACGUGCUGAAUCAGCUGAACGAUUACGCGGCUCAGAGAGAGCAGCUCUCCGAGAGCAUGACGCUGAGCAUCUGUGUGGAGCUCAGCAGAAACCUGCAGGAGCUGCGACAGGAGCGCAAGAACCAUCUCUGUGAGGUUAAGAAGGCUCAGCAGAACCUGGAGAGCAGCUCUAAACUGCUGGAGGCUAGUAAGAAGCGUUUUGAGAAGGAAUGGAGAGAAGCAGAGAAGGCCAAUCAGCAGACAGAGAAAGUCCAGCUGGAUGCAAACGCCACGAAAGCAGACAUGGAGAAGGCCAAACAGCACACUCACCUCCGCGUGCACUUAGCCGACGAGUGUAAGAACGAUUACGCUUCACAGCUGCAGAAAUACAACAAGGAACAGAACAACUUCUACCACUCAGAGAUCCUGUCUGUGUAUAAGAAGCUGCAGGAAAUGGAGGAGCGGCGCAUCAGAUUGUUAGCCGACGGUUACGUGCAGUUCUCUGAAACAGAGAAGAACGUCCUGCCCAACAUCAUCAAGUGUUUGGACGCCAUCAGCUCCACCGGGAGGAACAUCAAUGAGAAACAAGACACUCUGGCUCUUAUAGAGCAGUAUAGAUCAGGCGCGGCGCCUCCUGCUGACGUGGAGUUUGAGGAUUACAGUCAGGGAGUCAAAGCUGCUGCAUCUGACAACACUACGACACACCUGCCGAAAGUCCGCAUCAAACAGCUGUUCCACAAGAAAAACAAGAAUUUUCAGGUGACGUCUCCUGAUAAAAACACGCCGUCUUCGCUGGAGGAUCUCUCUCGUCUCCCUCCGGAUCAGAGAAGGAGACGUCUGCAGGAGAAGAUCGAUGACAUCCAGAAGGAGCUGCAGAGAGAGACGGAGCAGAGUGAGGCUAUGAUGAAGAUGAAGGGUGUUUAUGAGCAGAACUCUCAGCUUGGAGAUCCAUCCAGCCUUCAGCCUCAGAUCACACAAACCGCUCAUAACAUCGCCAAACUGAGAGGAGAGCUCAAUAAAUACCAGGUUCAGCUCACUGAAGCCGGCGGUGGGACGCUGCAACACUAUCCCGCCAGUUCAGAGUACAUCACCGUGCUGAGUGAGUCCAGCGUGUCUCCGUCAGAGAACAUCUAUGAAUGUGAAUUUGAUGAGGACUUUGACAUGGACGUGCCCAUCGGUCAGUGCACGGCACUCUAUGACUUUGACGGCGGCAGCGAGGGCGCCGUGAGCAUGCAUGUGGGCGAGCAGCUGAGUCUGAUGCUGGAGGAUCAGGGCGACGGCUGGGUCCAAGUACAGAGGGCCAGUGGAGACGUGGGAUACGUGCCGGCGUCCUACAUCCAGAUCAUCUGAUCGCAUCAGAAACAGCUGAUAGCGUGUUUCACAGGAGUGUGAGCUGUGCUCAUCUGACUCCAUCAACUCUUGUGUUUUUAUGUCACGGGGAGUGUUUUCACGUUUUUCAUGUUGCACUUUUUGAUUUCUUUCUCUUCUGUCAGCAUGCAUUAUGCUGCUUCUGGUGAUUUUCUGCACAUCUGUAGUUUUAAAAUUGAUUUUAGUUGUCUUUUUCUAUUGUGUUUGUCUACUGUUGCACGCCUUUGUAUCGCAUUGUUGUAACUUCAUGAUGCAUAAUUACAGUCCAUUGUGUCCAAAUGUGUGCUGAUUGAUUGGUGUAUUUAUUUUAAAGAUCCGUUCAACCCAAAAACGAUAAUUAUAAUGAUAUCUAUAUUAGUGUUCACACCAACUAAUGAUAUCAUUGUUUAUUGGUAUAAGUGCGUCUGUCACUAAAUGCUUGAGCAACCGUGCACAAAGACCAACAGUCAAGGUCAGACUUUUCAUUAAAUAAUAUAUUAAAUUUCAGUUUGAUCAUAAACGCCAAGAACAUUUGGAAAAUAUAACUUUUGUUGCGUGGGAUCAUUUCUGUUAUAUGAUGUGGGUGUCAUUCAGUGUCAUAUGGAUGAGCGCGAACGGGACUUUUCUUUAAAUUUCUCCAUUUAUGGUCCAAAAAUGAAGUCUGUUUAUGAAGUCUGCCACUUUUACUGCUCGAGGUCUUUAUUAAAGAUGGAUUCUGUUUGGCUGUCAGUGUUCUUAUCGUUUUUCAGCUGGACAAAAGCUUUCUGGAAGUGAUUCCAAUGAUAUCGUUCCUCUGUGAUUAUGGUUAUAGUUGUGUGGACCUCCUCAUUC
This is a messenger RNA of Sinocyclocheilus rhinocerous, 2652 nucleotides long. Its product is annotated as cdc42-interacting protein 4 homolog. Bases 271 to 1824 code for a protein of 517 amino acids. Gene Ontology annotation, biological process: signal transduction. NCBI's taxonomy places the organism in Eukaryota, Metazoa, Chordata, Actinopteri, Cypriniformes, Cyprinidae. The record is from RefSeq and is a predicted model, not a curated record. The transcript has 16 exons. Gene Ontology annotation, molecular function: protein binding.